UAAGAAAGUGUUGAUUUUCUUUCCUAUGGCUAUUCCAGCUUCAGGGAAAACAGUCUUAUUUGAGAGCAUUGAAUAAUAUUAUAACGAAAAACAUGAAGGGAAAACAAAAUUGUUUAUAGUAUCAAGUGAUUAAGUCUCAUUACAAUUAAUGAAUGAACAUAUUGCUGCUAAUCCAAACGCUUCCAAAGAGGACGCAUAUUAAGGAACAAGAAAAAAAUAUAGAACGAGAUAUGAUAAUGAAAUAAGGGCUGUGUGUUAAAAAGCAUAAGGUAUUCAUUUCUUUGAUCUCUACUAGCUUGUGAAUAACAAUUCAUCGUUAUCAUUUUUGAUAAAAAUCAUCCUGAAAAUGCUUUGAAAGGUCCUUUAGACAUAGUUAAGGACUAUUUUUAAUAGUUUACUUCAAUCGGAUUGAUUCCCAAAACUGGUAAGCCUCUUGGAAAUAAUCUGUUUUCAAUCACUUAUUUAGUAUCAUGCGUUCAAAGGGCUAUUAAAAGAGAAAAUCAUGAAACUCUGGUCGGUAAUAAAGAAAAAGUGGCAUCCGUAGUUUUAUUCUUUUUCACAUUUUUUAACAAAGUUUAAGUAAUGAUAUUCUAAUUAUACUUAGAUUGAUAAGUUACCAUUUAAUAAAGUGUUUUACGUUCCUUUUACAAAUGAAGAUGUAUAGAUGGAUUAAGUGCUCAGAGAAGAAGCUCUUGAAUGUUUAAAAAUUAUUUAAAGAGAAAGAUUUCCUGAAGAUAUUUAAAAUAAUUGUAAAGAAGCGCUAUAGAAGUUUAUUGGAAUUUGCGAAAAGUAUAACUUAGGGUUUCCCGAUAAAAAUUUGUAGAGAGAAAUUGUUUGGAAAGAGAUCGAAACAGUGGAUAAAUGAUAUAUUACAAUCACAAAUAUAAC
This is a messenger RNA of Paramecium octaurelia, 888 nucleotides long. Lineage: Eukaryota; Ciliophora; Oligohymenophorea; Peniculida; Parameciidae. The record is from the annotation of a GenBank genome assembly.